Molecule: messenger RNA, 3185 nt
Organism: Chaetomium strumarium
Lineage: Eukaryota; Fungi; Ascomycota; Sordariomycetes; Sordariales; Chaetomiaceae
Exons: 7
Coding region: 193-2787 (864 amino acids)
Cellular component (GO): membrane
Source: RefSeq, a predicted model, not a curated record
UUCCCGAUGUUCCCUCAGUGAACUUAUUUUCGGUUUCUUACCUUUCUCCUUGGCUUUCCAGGAUCAAUUGGCUUAGGAUACCAACCGGGAAGACCAACGAGCCUUGACACGCGCUCGUCCUAUACACCUUGAACUAUACGCCCCGCCAACAGCCAAGCUACCUACGCAGCAUCGGCGCAAGCACAGAACGCCAUGGCUUCGCAGCCCGACGCGCCAGCCGACAGCGGCGCGCAUACCAUCCCCUACGCUGACGACGACGAAGGCUUGCCCAACCCGUACGCCUCGUCCAACCGCUGGCGCCAUGCCGAGUCGAAAGCCUUCGCGAAGUACGAAAAGGCUCGCGGGGCCGGCAGCGCGCCUGUCGCGCGCGACGCCGAUGCCCGCGACGCCGGCGUCAGCGACCUGGCCGACUUCCUCAACAAGUCGCGCAUCGACCCGUCCGAAAUCCCCGCCGACCGUCGGCCCACGACUCCGCGCUUCAAGCCUGUCGUUGCCGGCGCGUCUGAGGCGAGGGCUGCCACGGCGGCCGUGACGACGGAAGACGGUGGUGUGCACGGGGACGGUGUUGAUGCUGAAAACGCCGGGCCUCCCCCCGCGCCCGACGGCAAGGAGGUCGUCUGCGGGCCGCUGCUGAACUACCGGCGGAUGGAGGGUGCGCAGUGGUUCGGGAGCGUGCUGGUCGUCACCAAGGGCGGCGGGAGGACACAGCCCGCUGUGCCGAUGCUGAAGUUGCGCCGGGCCGGCGAAGCGGACAGUGCCGGUGGUAAAACAGACGACAUCCAGGGCCUCUGCCUCUCCUCGGAUACGCGCAACACCUUCUGGCGGUUUGACCUGGUCGUUCAGAUGGAGGCCACCGAGACGAAGUGGGAGUACGAAGUCCCUGAUCUACGGCUGGCCAGCAGGACGAAGCCGCGGGUGAACAGCUUCUUCGUGCCGGCCGUCGACGAGUCCAUGAGGAUCAUGUUCCACUCGUGCAACGGCUUCAGCGUCGGCACGGACGAGGCGGCCUGGAGCGGCCCCGCGCUGUGGAACGAUGUCAUACGGCUGCACCAGGAGAGGCCUUUUCACGUCAUGAUUGGUGGCGGCGAUCAGAUCUACAACGACGGUAUCCGUGUUUCGGGUCCGCUCCGGCCGUGGUCGGACACCAAAAACCCAAAGAAGCGGAGGGAGCAUCCGUUCCCGGAAAGUCUUCGCCAGAAGUGCGAUGACUACUAUUUGAAGAACUACAUUCGUUGGUACUCCACGGAGCCGUUUGCGGCAGCCAACGGCCAGAUUCCCCAGUUGAACAUAUGGGACGACCACGAUAUAAUCGACGGGUUUGGGUCUUACGUGGACAAGUUCAUGAAAUGCGACGUCUUCCGGGGCAUCGGCGGCGUCGCUCACAAGUAUUACAUGCUGUUCCAGCACCACCUCCCGCCCCCCGGGUCCACCUACACGUCCGAUUCUGUUCCCGCCACGUCGGGUGAGGAAGGGCAGGGCGUUGACCCCAACCAGCUGAUGAACGCCUAUGUGCACCCGCCAAUCGAGGAACCCGGCUACAUCUAUGGCCCACAGGCCGGACCGUACGUUGCCGAGCAUUCUCACCACCUUUUUGCGCGGCUGGGCGCCAGGAUCGCCUUCUUGGGUAUUGACGCACGCACCGAGCGUACGAGACACCAGGUCAACUACCCCGAGACGUACAGAGCCAUCUUCGCCCGCCUGAAGCAAGAACUCACAAACGCCGCGAACUCGGGGCGGCCGUACAGGCAUCUAAUUCUCCUUUUGGGUAUUCCCAUUGCGUAUCCUCGCUUGACCUGGCUCGAAAACAUCUUCGCCAGCCCUGUGAUGGGCCCCAUGAAGUUCCUGAACCGCCGCAUGGGAUUCGGCGGCAGCUUCUUCAACUCGUUCGACGGCAGCGUCGACCUCCUGGACGAUCUGGACGACCACUAUACCGCGCACACGCACAAGAAGGAGCGGAACUGGCUUAUCGAGAAGCUGCAGGGCAUCUGCGCCGAGUUCUCGGUCCGGACCACCAUCCUGAGCGGCGACGUGCACCUGGCCGCGCUCGGCAGGUUCUACUCGAACCCGCGUCUCAACAUCCCCGUCGAGCAAGACUACCGCUACAUAGUCAAUGUCGUCUCGUCCGCUAUUGUCAACAAGCCGCCCCCGGCCGCCGUCGCGAACCUGCUGGCGCGCCGCAACAUCAUCCACCAUCUCAACCACGAGACGUCGGAAACCCUCCUCAAGCUGUUCGACAAAGAUCCCGGCAACAGCACCAAGACGGCCAAACACAAUUUCGUCACCAUGCCUAGUCGCAACUUUGCCAUGAUCACCGAGAACUCCCCCAAUCAUCACGCUGCAAACGGGACAAACGGGGUACCCCAUCAACAUCAUCAUCAUCAACCAACAGACCCCUCCUCAACACAUCCACCGGGUUCCUCGUCGUCGUCUUCGUCGUCCUCGUCAAACUCCCCACGAAACCAACGCAGAAACCCGGUCCACAAGAAAGACGGCCGGCUGCCGUUGCACGCGGGCGAAGAGCACUGCGGCACCAAGCACAAGGCCGCCUCGCCCGCGAGUCACGGCACCGGCACUGACGGCUCCCUCGACGUGUGCAUCUGCGUCGAGGUCGACCAGCACGACCCGGCCGGCCGCACAGAGGGCUACGGCCUGACCAUCCCCGCGCUCAACUACCAGGGGCCUCGGCCGCCUAGUCUGGAGAUGCUCCCGCACCGGCCGGCAAGCCACGGGUCUUCUGCCGGAGGGCGGACCCAGAGCCGGGGCAGUUCAACAGCUGGCAGGGGGUAACGGGAGUCUCGGCGAGGGUUGAUGAUCAUGAGGAUGAUGAGGAUAAUAAAGGUGUGAGAUGAGCCUACGUAUGUUAAUGUCGGGUUCGUGGAUAUACCUAGCAAGAUGUGUAAGGUUCAGGAACGACGUGGGAAGGGAGGAAACGAGGUUUGAGAGGGCUGACAACGGCGGAGGACAUGUGUAUACCACGUAUGGUUGACGGGCCUAGGUUCUGUUGAGUGAGUGUGAUGUAGAAUGGGAUGGAUGUGAGGGAUAAUCGGACGCGGCUGGGCAACGGUUGAUGUAAUCUAGAUACCCAGGUCGUUUUCCGGGUGGGAAGUUUUGACUGUCUAAUCAAUUGUAAUAGGUGUGUUGGUCAACGAAUUGGCCUCUUUCGGCGUCAGCAUACCCCCCCCCCC